AUGUCGAUAUUCUGGUCUAUCCAUGAAAAAUUGAUAUUCAUUGUAAAAAUUUGUUUAUUUCACAAUAAAUACAUUUACCGAUUUUAAGUGCUAUCUAUCAUUUUCAUUAUUCAAUUCCUCCACACGCUAGAGAGAGAGAGAGAGAAAAAGAGAGGUUGUGUUGUGUUUCUGGGUUUUGGAAUUUCCAUUCAAUUCAACAACAACCACCACCACCACCACCACCGUCCACCACCGCCAUCAUCAUCAUCGAAGUUCGAUCGAUCGUGGCGCAUCUAUCAAUCAAUCAACAGGAGGGUUCCUUUGUUUAUUGUUUUAUGGCAAAUCUGUACGUGAAGGCGGUGCCACCAGCGGAUCUGAACAGGAACACGGAGUGGUUCACGUACCCUGGCGUUUGGACCACCUACAUCCUCAUCCUCUUCUUCUCAUGGAUCCUCGUUCUCUCCGUCUUCAGUUGCUCCCCUGGCAUCGCUUGGACCAUCGUUAAUCUCGUCCAUUUCCUUGUAACAUAUCACUUUUUCCACUGGAAGAAAGGAACUCCAUUUGCAGAGGACCAAGGGAUCUACAAUAGAUUGACAUGGUGGGAGCAGAUAGACAAUGGAAAGCAGCUCACUCGUAACAGGAAGUUUCUAACAGUUGUUCCUUUGGUGCUGUACUUGAUUGCCUCACACACAACUGACUAUCAGAACCCAAUGCUGUUCUUCAACACUGUUGCUGUGAUUGUGCUAGUUGUUGCAAAGUUCCCUAAUAUGCACAAGGUUCGGAUAUUCGGAAUCAAUGCUGAUAAGUGAAAACAUUUGUGUCCAGUCCAAGAAACUUGGUUUUCUGCUCAAGAGUCUCUUCUCUUGUUCUGAAAAAGGUUGCACCUUUGUAUAGAAAGGCAGAACUAGAAAGAUACUCAAAGUAAUGAUGUUUUGUUGCCAACUGUUUUUCUCAAGCUGCUUCUUCCAAGUUAUUAAACCAAUAAAAAUAUGUUGAGUUAUUUCUGUACAGUAGAGAAAUAUAUGUAGUACCGGAUUAUAAUGGUGCUUUAAAAUGUACCUUCCUUUCCUAUCCAUUUUGGUUUAAUUACGGCCUUAGAAGAACUGAUAUGCAAGAAUGAUCAUUUGUGUUA
Molecule: messenger RNA, 1111 nt
Organism: Lotus japonicus
Lineage: Eukaryota; Viridiplantae; Streptophyta; Magnoliopsida; Fabales; Fabaceae
Exons: 3
Coding region: 315-788 (157 amino acids)
Biological process (GO): intracellular sphingolipid homeostasis; negative regulation of ceramide biosynthetic process; ceramide metabolic process
Cellular component (GO): endoplasmic reticulum membrane
Source: RefSeq, a predicted model, not a curated record